Molecule: messenger RNA, 642 nt
Organism: Pteronotus mesoamericanus
Lineage: Eukaryota; Metazoa; Chordata; Mammalia; Chiroptera; Mormoopidae
Gene: VOPP1
Product: VOPP1 WW domain binding protein
Exons: 5
Coding region: 66-596 (176 amino acids)
Cellular component (GO): cytoplasmic vesicle membrane
Source: RefSeq, a predicted model, not a curated record
CCUGUGGCCCAGCGCGGGGUACGUGCGACGCGAGCGCCAGGCGCGCCCGGAGACGACGCGGAGCCAUGAGCCGCCUGGCCCUGAGCGCGGCGGCGCUGCUGCUGGCGCUGCUGCUGGCGCUGCUGCUGGAGUGCACAGAGGCCAAAAAGCACUGCUGGUAUUUUGAAGGACUCUACCCAACAUAUUACAUAUGCCGCCCCUACGAGGACUGCUGCGGCUCCCGGUGCUGCGUGCGGGCCCUGUCCAUCCAGCGGCUGUGGUAUUUCUGGUUCCUCCUGAUGAUGGGCGUCCUCUUCUGCUGCGGCGCUGGCUUCUUCAUCCGGAGGCGCAUGUACCCCCCGCCGCUGAUCGAGGAGCCAGCCUUCAACGUGUCCUACACCAGACAGCCCCCGACCCCGGCGCCAGGAGCCCAGCCGCCGGGGCCGCCCUACCACACCGACCCCGGAGGACCAGGGAUGAAUCCUGCCGGCAACCCCAUGGCGAUGGCCUUCCAGGUGCAGCCCCACUCGCCCCUCGGCAGCGUGGCCUACCCCCCGCCCCCUUCCUACUGCAACACGCCCCCGCCCCCCUACGAGCAGGUGGUGAAGGCCAAGUAGCGGGGGCGCGGCCCGGAGCCUGCCGGGGUGAUGUGGCGGGGGCGAC